GAGAAAAAUUCUUGUUGGAGGUGAAAGAGAGAGAGAGGAACAUUACCCUUUGGAACGGACGAGACUGACCUGUUUGAAGGAGUGCCAUUUAGACUGAAAGGUGCAGUGAUUUUGAAACAGGCAUUCUGUACACACAACAGGAAUAUGAGGAAACUCUUUCAACAAUGGUAGAUAAAGGAACACUGAGGUUGACUGUCUGACUAUUAUUCUGUCCUGGAUGGACCUCAUUAUGUCCAGCCCCCUUCACUACAUACAAACCGCACUCCCUCACUCCUCUCUCUCUCAUAGACAGAUACCAUCUUAAACCCUGUGUGGGCUGGGGAUUUAAAGAUCUGCAACUGAGGCAGGCUUGUAAUCAGAUGAAAUCAGAUGAGAUUAUCCCAAAAAUCCCUUCAUCUUUCCCACUGCUGGAGAAGCGUUAGAGGAGCUGGAGGAGGCGGGGACACUGGGCCAGGAGGGGUGGGGUCUGACGGAGUGACAGAGUGAAAGAGGGAAGGAGGGGUUCACCUGUGGAUGUGUAGGGGAAAAGAGACACCACUGCUGUUGCCUGUUCCCUUUAAAGGUCCCACGUAGACACUGAGAUGACUGCACGCCGACAGUAGAGAAAGGAAGAAAAUCAGGGAGACAGAAAGGGCUGGGAAGGACUGGGGAAAAGGCAGUGCAGAGAGAAAGAUAAAGAAGAGAAAAUAAAUUCUGCCUGCAACUCUCAUCACAGGUUUUCCAUGGAAGAGAUUGGGUGCCCCGUGUCUGAUCUGUAUCCACCUGGUAGCACCAUCCCAUCAAAUCCUACUGUCACUAAUGACAUUAUUAUUCCACUUUCUGAAAAAGUGAAGGACAUCAAGCCUGAGGAGCUACAGAAGAGUUCCAGUGAAUUAUCACGCUCAGAAAAUAUCCUGGAAGACAGAGGGCAUAUAAAAGACAAAGAAAAAUGCCUUCACAAUGUCCCACAUCCACACACUAUUGCAGAGGUUCACAUAUCUGAUGAAGCAGGUGCCCAGAUGGCAUCUGGUGUGAACCAUCAGAAUGAACAGGCAUCACUGGUCAUCACAGAGAAAGUCUCUUCAUUACACAGAUACCUAGGAGAAGAGAACCUGACCCCCCCAAGAACGCAAUAUUUUCAGAGGAGUCACUCAGAUACCCUUCAUAUUCAGCAAGAGGACCAUAUUCAUCCACUUCAAAGUGAAACCUUUGAGCCUACUUCUCUAAAUAAGAACCAAGAAGCACCCACAUUGUCCUUUGUUUGUAAGGAGGCCAUGCAUACACAACAAAGCAGUAGUGUCACCACUUUCUGCAGAGAACCACACAGCCCAAUCCAGCCAAGUUCUGUUCAGGUUUGCACGUCUGGCUGUGCUCAGGUAUCAGGAGAGAUUGCCAGGGACAUUAAACCCUCUAAGCUUGAGGCAGCUGCUUGCUGCAGCUCGUACCAUCAUGGAGCUGCUGAGGACACGUUUGCUGCCUACUGUCACCCCCAGCCCAUACCUUCUCCUGCCCAACUUGUACCACUACUAAUGAACAUGGAGGCAGACAGCAAGGGGCAGAAAGCAACCUUGUUAUCUCUUCCCCCACUCGUUUCCUCCAUCAGUGAGACAAGACUGGAUUCUAAAAGACUGGUCCACUGCUGCAGCCUGGACUGUAAGUGGCCUGGCUCUUUGCGCCUGGCUGGAAGUCAGCAGCAAUCAGUGAAAGAGGUUAGAAACAUGAGAGAUGCAGGGACUAUGACCUCCUGCAGGGAGCUGAUGGAUAUAGGGGUGCAAGUGGGUCAGGACUCAGAAAGGUCACCUCAACAUGUCUUCCCAAAGGUGUGUCUGGUGGACGAGAAAGAAAAUGGGAAUGACGAGCUUACAGGGCAACAGAAAAGUCCAGUAAAGGAUGUGAAGUGGGACUCUGAAGGAAUGACAUGGGAGGUCUAUGGUGCCUCAGUGGAUCCUGAGGAACUGGGCAUGGCUAUUCAAAAGCACUUGGAGCUGCAGAUCAAGGAGACCGCAGGAAGAGCAGCAAAAUUCUCACAGCAGAACACAACCACCUCACAGCUGGGAAAUGAGAAAAGGGAGAGCAAGAGGAGGAGGGGAGUAAUGGCAGCUCUUCAUCCUUCAGUCUGUUGUAGCAGGGCCUCUACUGCAGUGGACUAACUACCAAAACGAUCUGGGUUUUGUAUUUUCAAGCAUCACAGAUUUCUCAGAACUUGUAGACAAUGUAUGAAGUGGGUUAUAUUUGAAGUACAACACUGGAUGAGAGAGAACAUGUGCAUAAGUCUUCCUUUCAGUUUCAGAACCUCAUGCACUGCUUAUGAAAACUUUAGCUUGACCUUAAGGGCUACUUACUUGGUAUA
Molecule: messenger RNA, 2329 nt
Organism: Ictalurus furcatus (blue catfish)
Lineage: Eukaryota; Metazoa; Chordata; Actinopteri; Siluriformes; Ictaluridae
Product: GRIN2-like protein
Exons: 3
Coding region: 723-2129 (468 amino acids)
Biological process (GO): neuron projection development
Cellular component (GO): plasma membrane
Source: RefSeq, a predicted model, not a curated record